Messenger RNA from Triticum aestivum (bread wheat), 6664 nucleotides. Its product is annotated as zinc finger CCCH domain-containing protein 44. The record is from RefSeq and is a predicted model, not a curated record. Lineage: Eukaryota; Viridiplantae; Streptophyta; Magnoliopsida; Poales; Poaceae. Gene Ontology annotation, molecular function: RNA polymerase II C-terminal domain phosphoserine binding; DNA binding. Gene Ontology annotation, cellular component: Cdc73/Paf1 complex. Bases 285 to 6248 code for a protein of 1987 amino acids. The transcript is spliced from 12 exons.
CUGCAGCUGGUCUUCGCUUCUGCUUUGUUUACGCCCGCUAGCUUCUUCCGCCUCCCUCCCCUCUUCUCCUCCUCUCCCACACGCGACGCGACGCGCCUCCCUCCCCUCCCCUCCUGAUUCUACUGUAGCAGCAGCUAGGGAGACGGGGUGGGUGGGUGGUAGACCUUCAAGCUCCCUCCCCUCCCCUCCCCUCCCGAUUGGACCACGGGGACCGCCGCCGCCGUCCGCCGAUUCGCCGCCCGGGGGAGCUGAGCCGCGCUCCGCGCACCCCGAUCCGUUCAUCCAUGGUCAGUAUAAUCGACCCCGAGCUCCGACAGCCCCCGCCCCCGCCGCCCGACCCUGAGCCCGAGCCGCCGGGGAUGGACGACUCGCACUUCCUCGGAUCCAUCUGCGGGAUGGGGAUGGGGGACACCGUCCUCGCACAGCCCGCCCCCGAUGCUGCUGCUGCUCCGGGCCCCACACCGGGCCAGGCCCACCGGCAGCAGCAGCUGGUGCCCUCGCCGCCUAAGAAGAGGGGGAGGCCGCCCAGGAGCAGCGCAAACCCCAACGGGACGGCGGCGGCGGCGGCACCGGUCGCGCUCGCAGCCGCCGCCCCCGUCGGAACCGCAACAACCCUGACCCCCGCCGCCGCGAGGCGGGCCGAGGCCAAGGCCGCCAAGAAGCGCAAGGAGGAGGAGGAGGACGAGGUCGUCUGCUUCAUCUGCUUCGACGGGGGAGACCUCGUCGUCUGCGAUCGGAGGGGGUGCCCCAAGGUGUACCAUCCCGCCUGCAUCAAGCGGGACGAGUCCUUCUUCACCUCCCGAACCAAGUGGAACUGCGGUUGGCACAUAUGCAGCAGCUGUGAAAAGGCGGGGCACUAUAUGUGUUAUACUUGUACAUUCUCUGCCUGCAAAGUAUGCGUCAAACACGGCAAGUUCUUCGCUGUCAGGGGGGCCAAGGGCUUCUGUGAUACAUGCUUUGGGACUAUAUUGUUGAUAGAAACGAAAGAUGAAGGCGAUGAUACAAAGGUUAGGGUUGAUUUUGAUGAUCGAUUCACCUGGGAAUACCUGUUCAAGCUAUAUUGGUCGGAUCUGAAAGGGAAGCUUUCAUUAACAAUGGAAGAACUAACCGGUGCAAAGAGUAGAUGGAGUGCUCCUAUUGCUUAUGCUAGGAAAGAAAAAGAUGAAUCAUCUGAUGACUUAUAUGACGCUAAUUAUGAUGAUGGUGCCGGAAAACGAAGGCGUGCUAACCCUUCAAGGAAAAGGGGUAAAAAACGUCAAAACCCACAGUCUGUUUGUAGCGUUACUGUUGAAGAUGUCAAAGUUGCCACUGGAAAUGCUGAAAAGCUGCCCAAGAAGGAACCGAGUGAUGGGGUUUCUUUGCCGCUGAAUACCAAAUGGGCUUCACCAGAGCUACUGGAGUUUGUUGGCCACAUGAGAGAUGGCGACCAAUCUUUUAUUUCCCAGUUUGAUGUGCAGGCUCUUUUGCUUGACUAUAUAAAAAAGAAUGACCUCCGUGAUCCUCGGAGGAAAAGUCAAGUUAUCUGUGAUUCAAGACUUCACCGCUUGUUCAAAAAAACACAUGUUGCUCAUUUCGAGAUGUUGAGGCUUUUGGAAAUGCACUGUCCUGUAAGUGAUGCUUCAGCGGUAAAUAAUGGCAACCGUGGAGACAUCAAUCUUAAUUCAGCUCAGAUAGAUGCCACUGGAUAUGGUGAAGUGGCAGAUAAACUGUAUCCUGAUAGGAAGAAGAGGAUGCAUAGAAAGAUGGAAAGAGAAUCACUGUCUAAUCUCAAUGAUUACGCAGCAAUUGACAUGCACAAUAUAAGUUUAAUCUAUCUACGCCGUAGCUUGAUGGAAGAUCUUAUUGAUGAUCCCACGUUCUCAGACAAAGUUUCUGGUGGUUUUGUGAGGAUAAAAAUUACCGAUGUUGGACAGAAGCAAGACAUGUAUCGUCUAGUGAAAGUAGUUGGGACGCAUAAGGUUGCAGAAAAAUACAACAUCGGGAAGAAAAAGACAAAUUUUGCACUUGAGAUAUUAAAUCUGAGAAAAAAGGAGAUUAUCACGAUGGAUACAAUAUCAAAUCAAGACUUUACACAGGAGGAAUGCAAAUGCUUGAGGCAGAGCAUGAAGUAUGGUCUAAUCGAUCGACUAAAAGUGGGAGAUAUUCAAGAUAAAGCGACGAUCUUCCAAUCUGUAAGAGUGAAUGAUUGGUUGGAAAACGAAAAGCAGAGGCUGGGCUAUCUUCGAGACCGUGCAAGUGAAACAGGACGCAAAAAGGAACUUAGAGAGUGUGUGGAAAAGCUGCAGCUUCUCAACAAUUCCGAGGAAAGAGCGCGCAGAAUAAAUGAAGUUCUAGAAGUGCAUAUUGAUUCCCAUAUGGAUCCUGAUUAUGAAUCUUCUGAAGAGAUGGAUGAUAAAAGAGCUGUUGAACAGAAUGGAAGUGGCAAAAGAUCAAAUGGGCUCUUCUCACCAAUUAAAGUGCAAAAUUAUGCGAAAAUCAUGUCUGAUGCUAUCCGUAAUCCCAAAAACCUAUCAAAACAAAGUACAAUACCGAAAUUGGGAGCUGGAAGAAGCUCUAAGAAUUCCCAUUCAACAACCGGUACGGAUAUUCCAAAAUCUGGCACCAACGUAAGCAGCAAGAUGUGUGAAGCUGUACCCAUUUCAUCUCCUGGAGUGACACCAUCUACUGAGUUGGAGCCAGAGAAAGUCUGGCACUACAAGGAUCCAUCUGGAAAUGUUCAGGGCCCAUUUACUCUUUUGCAGCUAUCUAAAUGGACAGCUUACUUCCCACGUGAUCUGAGAGUAUGGCUCAUUUUUGAGAGUGAAGAGAGAUCAUUGUUGUUGACAGAAGUGCUUUCAAAACAACCAAAAGAUUUCGGUCAGGUUCCACCAGUUAGAAGUAGUAAAACAAAAUUGGCAGGAUCUGGACAACACAGGAACAGCUCAAAUGUGGAUUUGAACAGCACUCCAUCCCCAGCUGGUUAUAGUAGGUUUAAUUCUUCUGAAACGACAGUUCAGUCUACUAAGUAUUCUGUUCCAGAAAGGGCGAGUCCGCUGCACUCUUCAGAUGAAUUGCAACAUGGUGGAGUACAGGGAAGACACUCCGCUGAAUGUAACAACGGCCACAACCGGGGUGAUCGGUGGAGUCCAAGCACGACGCAGACAAGUUGUAGUGGGCAGAACAAUGUAGAAUCUCAUCGUAAUCAGCAGGCCUCACGGUCACAGGUUCAGCAUAAAAGUAGUUUACAAGCAGGUUGUGUAAAGGAUCUGGAUUCGAGGCAGGAUUAUUCGCACAAUUUACCUACUCAAGUAACCAGGAGAGAUGUCCCCAGUCCUGUACUUGCUUUGAGUCCAUCCGAGUCCAGAACUGCUUCAAGUCAACACGAAAGCUCUUGCUUGAGUUCAACCAAUCCGGGCCUGCAUGAUGAACUCCAUUCUUCUAUUACUUCUGAAAAGACUAAGAGCUGUGCUCCUGCAACUUCUGUUGAAGACAGAGGAUCUAGUUCACCGUCUGCCAUGCUGGCCCACUCAGAAAGAAUUCCAGUCUGCAGUCAACAGUCAGUUCCUUCCGCAGCUGUUCCUGAAAUAUGCAAGGUGGGGGAGGAGAUCAAGAAUGAGGAAAAAACACGUGAAACUGACGCAUCAAAUGUUUCAGUUAAUCAGUCUCCUCAGUCCAAGAUGUUCCCUGAUUCUUCUCCUGACAACCAAGAUAUUGAACGUGAAUACCCUAAUCCAAUGCAGAAAUCUGAGAGUAAGAAGGCUGAUGUGGCCAACUCAGAAAGAGUUCCAGUCUGCAGUCCACAGCCAGUUCCUGCGGCAGCGAUUCCUGAAAUAUGCAAGGCAGGGGAGAUGAAGAAUGAGGAGAAAACACGUGAAGCUGACGCAUCAAAUGUUUCAGUCAAUCAGUCUCCUCAGUCCAAGAUGUUCCCUGAUUCUUCUCCUGAUAACCAAGAUAUUGAGCAUGAGUGCUCUAAUCCAAUGAAGAAAUCUGAGAGUAAGAAGGCUGAUGUGGCCCAGUCAGGGUCAAAAUCAGCAAGACCUGAAACUUUGGAUACUAAGAUACCUGACCACUCUCCAGUUUCUUUUGUUUCGCCGAAAUUUGAUCUUCCAGCUGGGGAAACAGGUGCAACAGAUUCAGCACCUAACCUGGAGAAAACAGAUGGAAGUGGUGAAGAUUUAAAUACUCAAAAGGAGUGUUACAGUGAGAAAACAGAUGGAAGUGGUGAAGAUUUAAAUACUCAAAAGGAGUGUUACAGUGAGAAAGUGGUAGCUGAUCCUGCUUCUUGUGCUAAGUCAAUAAACGCGUCUGAUGUUCCGGAAUCAGCAUGUGAUCUUCCAACUGGUGAAGUAGGAGGCGUGGAUAAUGUGGAGAAAACAGUUUUGAGUGGUGACGAUUCAAGUACUCGAAAAGAAUGCCACAGCAAGAAGACUACUCUUGUCACAGGGGAGAAAUCGGUAGCUGAUACUGCUUGUGCAGAGUCGAUCAACACGCCUGAUGUUCCCGAAUCAGUAUCUAAUCUAGAGAAGAGAGAUUCCAAGGCUCAAGAUUCAGAUAUUCAAAAAGAGCUGUACAAUGAGUCUAUUAUUGUCACGAGUGAGAAACUGUUAGCUGAUCCUGCUUCUUGUGCCGAGCCUGCUGUUCCGGAAAGAGACUUAAUGGGCGCCGAUUCAAAUAUCCAAAAAGAGCUGCACAGCAAGUCUACUCUUGUCACAAGUGAGAAAAUGGUGGUUGAACCUGCCUCUUGUGCUGAGAAAGUUGGCGUGCCUAAUGUUCUGUGCUCAGUAUCUAACCUGGAGAGAAGAGAUCUAAACGAUGAAGAUUCAGUUAUUCAAAAAGAGCUGUUCAGCGAGUCUACGCUUGUCACAGGUGAUAAAAUGGUGGGUAAAGCUGUCUCUCAUGCCGAGUCAGUAGAUGUGCCUAAUGUUUUGAAAUCAGUACCUAACCUGGAGGGAAGAGAUCUAAACGUUGAAGAUUCAAUUGUUCAAAAAGAACCGUUCAUGGAGUCUACUCUGUCCACAAGUGAUAAAUUGGUGGUUGAUCCUGCCUCUUGUGCUGAUGUCUCUGAUGUCUUGGAAUCAGUAUUUAACCUCGAGCAAACAGGUUUGAAUGGUGAACAUUCAAAUAUUCAGAAGGAACUGUACGAGGAGUCUACUCUGGUCACAAGGGAUAACAUGGUAACUAAUCCUGCCUCCUGCGCCGAGUCAGUACAUGUGUCUGAUGUCCUCGAACCAGCAUUCGACUUGGAGAAGACAUAUUUUGGAGGUGAAGGUUCAGAUAUUCAAAAAGAAUUGCAUGAAGGGUCUACUCUCGUCACGAGAGAGUACAUGGCGGUUGAUCCUGCCCCUUGUGCCGAGUCGGCAGAUGUGUCUUUAACAGAACAAAAUCGUGGAGCUUUGUGCAUGGAUUCACUAGCAGCAAUAGAGCAAUUCAUGACCGCUUCACCGGAGGAAGAACCACAAUGCUCUAGCCCCAUUGCGUUAUCCCCAUGGGGUGAAUCUGGUUACUAUCAAGGCGACGCUGUUGAUUCUGGACUAUGGGGUGUCCAAGAUGACACAAUCAAUGAAAUGUGGUCAUUGCUGUCACCGACGCCUACUCCCCAAAAUUUAUCUGGGGUUAAAUCUGAGGUGGAAGGUGGUGCCCAUGUUGUCAACGCGGCAACUGUUUCCCAAGGAGAGUACGAUUUUUUCCAAAGAGAUCCAACACCAGGGGUGCAUUGGGGACUGACUGAGCAGGUGAAACCAAAAGCAACUGCUGCAUCAGUAUCACCGAUAGAUGUGAAUGUGAGCACAGGAGCAUUUGGCUGGCAACCAUCAGCCAGCGAGAGAUCAAAUGCUGCAUCAGUAUCAUCGAUAGAUGUGAAUGUGAGCACAGGAGUAUUUGACUGGCAACCAUCAGCCGGUGAGAGAUCAAACGCGGGAGCCGCAUGGAGCACUGGCUACAAUCCAAACAUGUACUCUAGCUAUGGAGCAGCAGCAGCAGCAGCACCCUCUGUUAGAGCCUCUCAGCAAGCACCGGUGAAGCAGGAAUACACCGAGUUGGACGCUGCUAAUUUCGGAGGGGCCCUGAGGAAUUUCGGAGCGUCCUUUGGGAACAACACCAAGAGCUGGAAGGCGCCCGCCGGCAAUGCCAACCGAGGCAGCCAGCGCCGCGACAGGUACUCUGAGAUAAGUGAGUCUUGGCUCCUUAGCUCGAAUAACAACCCUAGGAGUAGGACAGAUGGAUUUAGCGGUGGCGGGACAUCACGGACGCCCCCGAGGGGGCAACGGUAGAGAGAGGGCGGUAUGUAAAUCCCACGAGAGCAGCGGGUACCCUACCUGCACACGUCACGUCGUUUCUACAAGAGUAGAGAAAUGAAGUUUUUGAGAUUCUUUGGGUCAUAUGUUUCCACUUUUGUAUAGACUAAUCAAUGAAUCAAUCACGAUGGUAGUCGACGUUAGGAGCGCGCGCACACGAUCGAUCUCUGUUCAACUGUAGUAGUAAGAGUACCCAGUAUAUAUAUGUAUGUCUAGCUUAGGAGAAUGACUUUUGAGUGUUUCCCCAAGUAGAUUUCUCUAUUGUGGGGGCAUGGCAAUAUCCCACUGGAGCUGCAUGUGUACCGAAAACUAUUUCUUUCAUCUUGGCCUCGAUUCGCCUGAUGUACCGAAACUAAACUGUGAUGUCCGACUGAAUUGUCUUGGUUAUCUGA